GCCAGGAUCGGGCGUUGCUUGCAUCUGCUCUCACUGUAUACUACACCACCGGACAAGCACUAGACUAGGGGGGAGUAACUGUGGAGUAAUGUCUGCACACGGCGGGGCUUCAUUGAUGGAGCGCUUGACGUCCCUGUCCUCGGAGCCGCCAGAGUGCCCCAUCUGCAGCGAGCGCUACGAUCCUGACCAGGAGGAUCUCGUCCCCAGAAACCUCUCCUGCGGACACUCCAUGUGCUCGCGGUGCAUCGGGAGGUACAUGUCGACCAGUGGGAAAACUGUGGACCAAGACAUUGUCAUGAUGUGCCCUAACAAGUGCUCCAGGCUCACCACAAUCCCCGGUGGAAACAUCCAGAACCUCCCCAAGAACUUCCCUGUCAUGGAGAUGGUCCACACCCGCCAGUUUGAGCGCUCAAAAUCCCAGGCCACUAUACAGUCGUCCUGUAUUGGAGAGUACUACUGUGACGUUUGUGAGGUGUCCAAGGCGGAGGUGGCCUGCCCGAGCUGCGCUGUGUCCCUCUGCUUCACCUGUUCCUCAGAGAUCCACCAGAAGAAGGGGUACCAGGUCCACAAACUCGUGGCAAUGUCAGAUGUCCUGGAUGGAAAUCUAGACAUCCAAUUCACGGAUGGGAUGCUGACCCAGCGUUCGUUCUCGGACCCCGAAGUCCUUCACGCGGCAGCGGCCCAGCCCAAGAUGUGUAGGGUCCACUCGUCAGAGCUGGUAGAGUAUCUCUGUGUCAGCUGCUCUGCUGAGGUCUGCAAAAAGUGCCACCUGGUGGACGGUCACCGCGGACACGAGUGUCGCCUACUCAAGGAUGUGGCACAUGAGAAGAGAGAAUCUCUACGUGGGCUACUAGCUGCAGCACAGGAGAAACACGCCGUCUGGAACAAGGGUUUCGACCGGUGUCAGGAGCUGAGAGAGGCGUCCAAUGUCCGUCGAACGGAGCUGGAGCGGAUGAUCAGGACGCACUUCGAGGAGGUCCGGGCGGCGUUGGUGUCUAGGGAGGAGAGGAUACUGGGAGAGCUCCGUGAGGAGAUGCAGAGACGAGACCAGCUGCUGUCUGCACAGGCCGAUCAUCUGGCCAAGGUGUGUGAGAUAGCCAAGGAUCUCUGUGAGGAGGUUGAGGAGGUGAUUGAUGGCUCUGACUCACAGGUUGUGCACAGAGGGGAGACACUGGGAGGUCAGGUGGAGCAGUACAUCAGGUCAGAGCAGGACACCAAUCCAGUGGUCUCUGACAGCAUUCUCGCUCAGUUCACGGACAAGGGGGAGCUCCUGCAAUUAACCGAGAGACUCGGAGAACUCAAAUUUCCUCCAGGGAGGGUGGAGGGAGUGAGGGUCAAAUCCAGAGGUCCCAGUGAGGUGAAGGUGUCCUGGCCCGCCCUAUCCUCUCCCUCCAUCUCUGCCUACCUUCUUGAGGUCUCAUCUGGAGGACAACCAUACAGAGUGGUGUAUGAAGGCCCCCAGAUUGAAUAUGAUGCUGAUGGAGUUGCCACCGAGGAAGAUGUCAUCUUCUAUUUCAGAGUGGCUGCUGUGAAUGCCGUGGGCAUCGGGCCAUACAGUGUCUCAGUCAGCUAUACCAAGAAGAAAGCUUGUUUCCUGUGGGACCCUAACAAGCGUCACCCGAAAGCCCACAUCAGCAAUGGAGGCUACACAGUCAGUAUUGGGGAGAACGCCACCUGGGUGAGUGUGGGUACCAACACCGUCCUCUCCCACGGCUGCCACUACUGGGAGGUGAUCCUGGAGAAAUACGGAGCACCCUCUCUGUCCAGGAAGGCUGUCAUUGGUGUCGUCGCUGCCGGGUUCCACCAGUGGCACAGGUCACACGGAGUCAUAGGGAUAAAGACGUGUCCCAUUGGAAACCGUUCGUGGGGCCUUGCCUGCGGGACCGCAAAGAAACUCGCUCACGGGAGCACCUUCUUCAACUCCCUUGGUCGCAAACACAACCUGUUCAGGGAGGGAGAUGCUGUGGGAGUCAUGUUGGAUCUCUCCCAACACAUCAUGUCCUUCUACCGCAACGGGAAACCCCUGGGAAUCAUCUUUGACGAUGUGCAUGGUCCAGUUGUUCCCGCCGUGUCUUUCUGUCGCCACAAGGCCCUCACUCUCCGGUUCCCCUCCACCCCUCCCACUAGCCCCGCCCCCUCCAGACACUUCUCGAGCCCCAGCCUCUCCCGGCAUGUCCCUUCGAGCCCUGCAGCGUCGAGAUGUAAUGCCGUGGUCCGCCAGACUGCCCGCUCUCUGUCCACUAAUGCCAUUGAGGUGAAGGGGAGUCUGACAACCCCAGUUGGUGGAGGGACCCUUUGACCUGCUGCGAGGUGGCCCUGCCUUCUCUCACAAUAAUUAUGUACUUUUGUGUUUAUGUGUGUAGGUAGCCAUGUUUUUGCUACAAAAUAUUUAUGGUCACGUUUUUUAGUAUUGUUUUGUCAUUGGGAGCGGAUCGAACAGCGGGAUUGUUCUCAUCCUUUGCAAGGCAAAGAAGGCAGUCUCUCAACUAUCAUUGGCUUGUGAAUAUCUAAAGAGAGAUGAGAGAGAUA
Messenger RNA from Geodia barretti, 2529 nucleotides. NCBI's taxonomy places the organism in Eukaryota, Metazoa, Porifera, Demospongiae, Tetractinellida, Geodiidae. The record is from the annotation of a GenBank genome assembly.